Diprion similis is the source of this 3053-nucleotide messenger RNA. Its product is annotated as PHD finger protein 14. Gene Ontology annotation, biological process: regulation of transcription by RNA polymerase II. The record is from RefSeq and is a predicted model, not a curated record. NCBI's taxonomy places the organism in Eukaryota, Metazoa, Arthropoda, Insecta, Hymenoptera, Diprionidae. The transcript is spliced from 14 exons. Bases 262 to 3045 code for a protein of 927 amino acids.
GUGCGAAACGCGUGAGGGGUGGCGAUUCUAUGACAAGCUUGUCAGCAGUGGGGGGUAUUUGGGGAUUCAGGGGAAAAUCUACCUCGAUACAUAGACCGGAGUGCAGAGUGCGAACCACUGCCAAGCGAAGUAUCCGGGCUGUGAAUCGUGACAAACGGGGUGGCACUUUAACGCGGAAGCAUUAUUAUCGGCGCGUUAGUUUUGCUCCGAUUUUAGUUGAAUGUUGUUAUCGGUAUAGUGUCAAGUCCGUUUUUAAACACGAUGAGUAGUUCAUUUGAACGUGAUCCGAAGAAGAGACGAGUCAAACCCGUCGAUUCGGCCCAACAAUCAUUGCUUGAUUUUGAUUUGGGUGAGAGUUCGGAUGACAGCGAUUUCAGAAUCGAAGACCACUGUGAGGAGUCGGAUGACGAUUCUGUUGACUCUCACGAUGUUGGAAAAGAUGAGGACGAUGAUGAAUCAGAAGAGACCGAUGAUUCACUUGAAGAACCUUUGGUUCGGGGGAAAGGGAUUGGUGGGAUGACGGUCUGUGAUGUAAUUGAACAAGCACGGCAGCAAGCUGCCAAAGCUGGCCAAUUCGAUGAAAAAGUUGCUAAAGUUUUAAUCUGUUGCGGCUGUUUGGGAGACAGGAGUGACGACAUUAAUGAGAUUGUUGAGUGCGAUGGAUGUGGGGUCACUGUUCACGAAGGCUGCUAUGGUGUUUCCGACGUUGAGAGCUUUUCUAGCACCGAUUCACUUUGCCAGUCCGCACCAUGGUUCUGCGAAGCCUGCAGUGCUGGUGUUGACGAUCCUUCGUGUGAACUCUGCCCCAACAAAGGUGGAAUUUUCAAAGAGACUGAUGUCGGGAAAUGGGUUCAUCUUGUAUGCGCCUUGUACGUUCCUGGGGUUGCUUUUGGAGAGGUAGACCGUCUGGCAAGUGUGACAUUGUUUGAAAUGGCGUACAGCAAAUGGGGAGCGAAGCAGUGCUGCUUGUGCGAAGAUGCUCGCUAUGCUCGAACUGGUGUCUGCAUUGAGUGUGAUGCAGGAAUGUGUCACACGUACUUUCAUGUCACAUGUGCACAGAGAGAGGGCCUGCUAUCUGAAGCUCAUAGUGAAGAAGUGGACCAAGCGGAUCCAUUUUACGCGCACUGCAAAUUACACUCGGAUAAAACCUUAGUUCGUCGACGCAGACGUAACUGGCUAGCUCUUCAGCUCAGAGCACAGUAUAGACAGCAGUUGCAUUUGCAACCUGAUCAUCUCGAUACUGAAGAACAGCGCAGAAUUCAAAGGAAGCUUGCAAAGCACAGACAUAAGUACUUGGCUCAUAAGGCAUCAAGGCAACCACCUUGGGUGCCUACUCAGAAAAUGCCAAGACUACUCACAACAUCAGCUUCUGCUUGUCGCCAGUUGGCAAAGAAGGCGGAAUUGAUGGGAGUUGAUACCGCAGCCUUAGAAGCUCAAGAGGCCCAGCUAGUCGCAUUGGUCGAUGUUAGAAAGAAAUGGCAUAUUCCUCCCGCGUUUAGUGUCGAAUUUAUUGGCUACUACCUUGAUCGGAAUCUCCGCGUUGCUUCAAUGAAACGAAGACUUCAAGAACACUUAGAUGUUAACUCACAAUUGUUGAACGAACAACAAAGACUAGAUAGGAAGUAUGAUGAAGUGACAAAGGAUAACGAAGAUCAAAUUCGUGUCAAUGUUACUUUGAAAGAAAAAAUUGAAAUGUAUCAUCAGCUGCUCAGAUCUUCUGGAUACGUUAAACCACUACCAUUAAUCGCAGACUUGGCUAAACCCAGGAUACCGACUACCCUUGGUACAGGACUUGGGGUGCCUACAGCUGCCGCAUUAAAAAUGGGAGUGGGUUUUCCCCUACCUGUAGGAAAAGGCGGUGAGGGUGGAAGAGAAGGUCGUGUAUUGAGUAGUCAAGCUCAUGAUCACAAUCACAAAGGUGAUCUAACACUAAGACACCAGUGCGGUAUUUGUCGAAGAUCAACGGAUCAGCACUUGCUUGCAAAAUGUGACACAUGCCACCUCCACUAUCAUCUUUCUUGUUUGAGUCCACCUCUAGCACGCAUGCCAAAAAAAACUAAACUGAUGGGCUGGCAAUGUUCAGAGUGUGAUAAGGAAUCUUCUGGUUCAGAAGUGGAGCAUGUUGAUACCUCAGCACCGCGGAAAUUGCGACAUUGUAAAGACGAAGCUAGCCCUUCACUAACACCAUUACAAGAAACCCAUAUUCCAGCUGCUCUUAGUACACCAACAACGUCGAAGAACACUGUUGGUGUUGCUGCUGCAAGCGUCACUACAACACAAGAUGCGCCCACCACGCCAAAGUUGACCAUAAAAGCGAUGGGACCGCAACCUCCAUUCAUGGAAAGAAUGCUAACGGAAACGAGUAUACCUCAGCAACAAUUGUCCAACAAUGUAAAUCUGACACCACGUGAAGGAUCACCGCAGUACAUGGUGGCAUCCGCCGAUGGCACGGAAGCUAUACCUCAGAGAAGUGGGAAGAAACGGAGGAGGGAAAAACAUAAGAGGUACACUCCUGAUCCAAUCACUGGCGUGAAACAGCGUAAGCGUAAACAUAAAAGAAAGAGUUUAGAUGUAGAGAAUCCAGAGACCCAAGGUCAGCCAGAAGUACACAGAAGAAUCACCAUCAAGAUUAAACCAAUCCCGCGUCCAGAAGGUGACAUAGCAUCGGAAUCGAGCCCACAAAUGUUUGUGGCUACUUCUACAAGCACUGAAAUUACACCGCCACCGCCAGUUAAGUUACCGCCGCCACCUCCACCUCCGCCACCAACCACUCUAUCAACGCCUACCACCACUCCGAGUAGUAGCAACACCAACAGCAGAUUGUCAUCUGGAAGUUUGAAAAAAGGAAAAGAAGCUGAUCUUCUUACACAAUGCGACGUCUGCAAUAUGCCUGGCACCAAUCAAAAUCUUGUCAGAUGUGAUGAGUGCAAGAAAUGCUACCACUUCACAUGCCUUGAACCGCCUGUAAAGAAAUCACCCAAGAGAAGAGGAUACUCGUGGCAUUGUGCAGAUUGCGAUCCCAGCGCAUCAGAGUCGGAAAAUUGAAUAUCUAC